CGCGGCCACACCGAGCGACGGCGACCGGGGGGUGUGGGGGGGGUGGGCGGUGGACGAACCGAGGGGCGAAAAACAGCUCCAGUUCAACCGGCGGCUCACACCAAAAACGUCAAACGGAGGACCGGAACCGAACCCUUUGACGCUUCCGUCGUCGUAGUUUGGGCCCCGCUCAUGCAGUCUGACCAUGGAUGGCACUCACAAUGGGGUUCAGGUCGGAGAGAACAAGUUCAUCAGCAAGGCAACCAUCCUCUCGCAUCUGAAAACGUACAACCUUUACUAUGAAGGACAGAAUCUGCAGCUCAGGCACAGAGAGGAAGAGGGGGAGCUGAUCGUCGAGGGCCUGUUGAAUAUCUUUUGGGGCCUGCGGCGACCAAUCAGGCUUCAGAUGCAGGACGACCACGAGCGCAUCCGACCGCCUCCCUCCUCCACAUCCUGGCACUCUGGUUGCAUUCUGGACAGUCAGGGUUCCCCAAACAGCACAGACGGUCAACAGAAGCCACACGUGACUCCGCCCGCUAUGGAGGUGACGCCGCCUGACAACCGAUCGGAAGACAACGGCGUGAUGGAGCACGCGGAAGAGGACAGCGAGAACUCAGCUCAGCUCCUCAGAACCAAGAGUGACGCCGGGGUCCUAAGGCGGGCCCACCGCCGCUCCCCCAGCGACCAGAGGAAGAUCCGACGCCAUCGCUUCUCCAUCAAUGGACACUUCUACAACCACAAGACAGCCGUGUUCACGCCUGCUUUCGGCUCGGUGACCAACGUUCGCAUCAACAGCUGUAUGACGACGCCGCAGGUGCUGAGAGUUCUCCUCAACAAGUUUAAGAUUGAAAACAGUCCGGAUGAUUUUGCACUCUACCUCGCCCAUGCCAGUGGAGAGCGAGUGAAGCUGAAGCGCAGUGACUUCCCUCUGGUUUUGAGAGUUAUGCAGGGUCCGUGCGAGCAGGUGUGCAAACUGUUCCUCAUGGAGGAGGACUUGGGAGAAGAAGUCACAUAUGAUGUGGCGCAGUAUAUCAAGUUUGAAAUGCCCGUGCUGCAGAGCUUCAUCACCAAGCUGAAGGAGGAGGAGGACAGAGAGGUGCAGAAGCUGAGGAGAAGGUACAACGUCCUGCGCUGCAUCAUAGAGAAGCAGCUCGGCUGUCUCCCCGAAGGCCCCGCAUGUAUGUGAAUGUCAAAGUGCCGGGCGACGACAAGCUCCAAACACGAGAAGAAGACACGCAGCGAGGACGCCAUCUCGCUGCGUCUGCUUUGGAUCGUGGAGACGGUUUGUUACGUUGUGUGUGGACAUUUUACAACACAAUGUGACUCAGGGAAGCUGACAAACUCUUUAUCAUCAGGCAGUGAUUGGCCAGCCAUCCAUUUUUUUUAAUAGCGUAUUGUCCGUGGAGCCUAUCCUAGCGGACUUUGUGUGAGAGGCAGGACGCAGCCUCGAGAACCUUCAGAGAACCUAACAUGCAUGUUUUUGGAAUGUGGGAGGAAGCCAAAGUACCUGAAGAAAAUGACACAAGCCCAAAGGGAAGAUACACAAGUAGGGCCUGAGCCUAAAUUCAAACCCAGGGCCUGUUGACUGUGACCCAGACAUGUCAACCACUAAUCCACGAUGCCACCCACGCUGAUUGUCUCAAGCCCGUUUGUAGCACAAGCAUCGUGUCACGCUGUCAGUCAAGUGCCUGCUAAAAACUCACCAAGCACAAACACACCACUAGGAUUAUAUUUCCUCCACAUAAAAAUCAGAUGAUGAGCACAAAGGUAAAAAAGCUUCCUCUUUUCCCACAAUGCACCGGGCGGCUUUUUGUCCCCUGCUGCAGGUGGACGAGUGGUUCUUCCUCAACUCACAGGUACUCCUAAUUCAUCUUUGUGUGAAAUAACAUACGCAAUCAUUCAACAAAAUGAAAAAAUAUGAAUGUCAUGUUGACAUGUUGAAAGCACAACAAAAGACUGGAGCUGUUAUUUUAAGCCUGGUGCACAACACAAGACCGCUUGUGUCUGCCUGUUGUGCGAUCCACACAGCUUGCAUGCACACUCAGAGCCCAAGUGGAAGUAGGUCAGUAAAAGUGUUCACCGGCACACAGACAGACAGAAGGCCAGACGGCAUCAUGUUGUGUCGCGCUUGUCUGUUAUUAAAUCAUAUUUGCCGACUGCAACACCGUUAAGCCGCUUCAAGGUGUCCACUAAACUUGCUGCCAACACAAGGCAUAUUUUAGUGAGCUUGUAGAUUUGUAUUGUUUUUACCUUUAGUGUACUGUGUAGUUCUUACAGUUCAUGCAAAUGUCUGAAUGUCAUUCUGAGAAUGUGCAUGCUUUAUGUUACAGACUUCUUUUGACUGCUUCUUUUUUUUGGGGGGGGGGGGGUGACUUCUUAAUUAAAGCUAAUGAAAUAUUUUAGUCCUUCACAUGUGGACAACUCAUGAUGAUGUGAAAAUGUAGGGCUGGGGUGGUUGAAUAAUGAUUGUAAUUUAAUUAAAAAGAGUUUUGAAAAAAGA
Molecule: messenger RNA, 2479 nt
Organism: Phycodurus eques (leafy seadragon)
Lineage: Eukaryota; Metazoa; Chordata; Actinopteri; Syngnathiformes; Syngnathidae
Gene: rassf2b
Product: Ras association domain family member 2b
Exons: 10
Coding region: 185-1165 (326 amino acids)
Biological process (GO): signal transduction; positive regulation of protein kinase activity; positive regulation of JNK cascade
Cellular component (GO): nucleus; cytoplasm
Source: RefSeq, a predicted model, not a curated record